Penicillium cataractarum is the source of this 1869-nucleotide messenger RNA. RefSeq names its product MFS transporter. Lineage: Eukaryota; Fungi; Ascomycota; Eurotiomycetes; Eurotiales; Aspergillaceae. The coding region runs from base 1 to 1869 and encodes 622 amino acids. The transcript is spliced from 3 exons. Gene Ontology annotation, biological process: transmembrane transport. The record is from RefSeq and is a predicted model, not a curated record. Gene Ontology annotation, molecular function: transmembrane transporter activity.
AUGAGCAACAACGUCGAUCACGAGCUCGAAGUCGCCGAGGUGGAGGCCAAUGCCCAGCACCAGUCUGAGGACUGGGGUCAGGAGAAGGCUCGACCUUCAGCCGAGGCUGCGCGACCUUCGACCUCAGGAUCCAGCAUGUCGUCGACUGGUUCCAGUAGCUCUGUCGAAUACAACCCGAAUUUUCAUAGGCUGCAAUCGCGGAAUACAGAACUUGACCUGGAGCGUCGACGAUCCGGACUUUCCCAGGCGCUGAGCCGGAUAGAAACCCAGCGGCUUCAGCAUUCCAUGACCGUCGGUGAAAGCGUCAAGUCGCGACCAUCUAAGCUCCCUUUACCACCAUUCGGUGCUGGCAAGCCUUAUCCUCCACAGCUGCCGAGCCGAGAAGAUUAUGUCGUAGAGUUCGAUGGACCGGACGAUCCUCUUUACCCGCAGAAUUGGUCACUGAAAACGAAAAUCUGGAUCAGCGCAAUGCUCGCGUUCACCAGUAUCUGCUCAACAUUUGAUUCUGCCAUUUUCAGUUCCUCCACCAAAGCUGUCGCCAGGGUCUUUGGUGUUGGCAUCGAAGUCUCAACGCUGUCCAGCUCGCUCUAUAUCUGCGGUUAUGCCACUGGGCCUUUGAUCUGGGCUCCUCUAUCUGAAUUGAAGGGUCGUCGCCCGCCAAUUAUCUUUGCCAUGCUCGGAUUUGGUAUCUUCAAUACAGGCGUUGCAGUUGCCAAAGAUUUGCAAACCCUCCUGAUUUGCCGAUUCUUCUGUGGUGUCUUUGGUAGUUCGCCCCUGGCAGUUGUCGCAGCUGUCUUUUCAGACAUUUACAACAACCGCACCCGUGGUAUUGCCAUUGCAUGCUUCUCCAGUACAGUCUUCUUGGGCCCUCUCAUUGCGCCAUUCAUCGGAGGAUUUAUCAACAUGUCUUACUUGGGUUGGCGCUGGACCGCCUAUAUCCCAGCAUUCAUGGGCUAUGCCGCUUUCGUGAUGAACCUGUUCUUCCUCAAGGAGUCCUACCCACCAGUCGUUCUAGUGGACAAGGCCGCAGAAUUGCGCCGCCGCACUAAGAACUGGGGUAUUCACGCCAAGCAGGAAGAAAUCGAAGUCGACCUGCGGGAUUUGGUGAUCAACAACUUUUCUCGUCCGCUGCGACUCUUGAUCAACGAGCCAUUGAUCCUCGCGGUGACCUUCUACCUGAGCUUUAUUUACGGUCUUCUCUACUGUUUCUUGACUGCUUACACCCUCGUGUUCCAACAAGUUCAUGGUAUGAACGCUGGAGUCAGCGGCUUGCCCCUGUUUGGCAUGGUCGUCGGCCUCUUCAUUGCUGCCUCCUACAUCAUCAUCUCCAGCGGAUCUUAUGUCCGCAAGUUGGAUAAAAACGGCGGUAUUCCCGUCCCCGAGUGGCGUCUUCCGCCCGUGAUUAUCGGUGGUGCACUCUUCGCUGCAGGAAUUUUCUGGUUUGGGUGGACCGGAUUCACCAAGAAUAUCCAUUGGAUCGUGCCCACGCUCAGUGGAUUGUUUACUGGAUUCGGUCUCUUGAUCAUCUUCAUCCAGCUAUUCAACUAUCUCAUCGAUACUUAUCUUAUGUUAUAUCAUUCAGUGCCGCUUCCGCUAUCGCCGCAAACACCUUCUGCCGAUCAAUGGUGGCAGCCAGUUUCCUCUCUUUUCUCGCGCCAAAUGUUUGAAAACAUGGGCAUCCAGUGGGCUUCUACAUUGCUCGGCUGUGUCGCCGUCUGUCUAGUCCCCAUCCCCGUGGCAUUCUACUUCUUCGGGAAGAAGUUGAGAAUGAAGAGCAAGUUUGCGCCCUUCUUCGAGCCUGCAUCUGAGUCGCAUGCUGUGGAUAUGGAUGAGGAGAUUACCGAAACCGAGGCAGAGGAACGUGCCUGA